CGUUCAGUCAGUUACUGAAAGAGAUCCCGGAGGCUGAGAGAAGUGGGCGCUUCUACGCGUGUUGGCCGCCCGGCGGCUUGUGAAGUUCCAGCCUCAUGGCGGAGAUAAUUCAGGAACGCAUAGAAGAUCGAAUCCCGGAGUUGGAACAGCUGGAGCGCAUCGGGCUCUUCAGCCGCGCGGAAAUUAAGGCUAUCAUCAAGAAGGCGUCUGAUCUAGAAUACAAAAUACAGCGGAGAACCCUUAUCAAGGAAGACUUUAUCAAUUAUGUCCAAUAUGAAAUUAAUCUUUUGGAGCUGAUCCAGAGAAGAAGAGCAAGAAUUAAAUAUUCAUUUAAGAAGGAUGAGAUUGAAUAUUCUAUUGUACAUCGAGUACAAGGUAUCUUUGGUCGUGCUUCAGCAAAGUGGAAAGAUGAUGUUCAACUUUGGCUGUCCUAUAUAGUUUUUUGUAAGAAAUGGGGUACCAAAGCUCAACUUAGCAAGAUAUUCUCGGCCAUGCUCGCCAUUCAUUCAAACAAACCAGCUUUGUGGAUUAUGGCAGCCAAAUGGGAAAUGGAAGAUCGUUUGUCUUCAGAAAGUGCCAGACAGUUAUUUCUUCGGGCUCUACGAUUUCAUCCUGAGUGUCCAAAACUCUAUCAAGAAUACUUUAGGAUGGAGCUGAUGCAUGCUGAGAAACUGAGAAAGGAAAAGGAGGAAUUUGAAAAGGCUGCCAUGGAUAUGGGGAGUUUUGAUCAUCCUGAAGAAAUCCUUGAGGGCGAGUUGGCACGGAUCAUUUACAAAAAUUCUGUAAGCAAGAUUAAAGGUGCAGAAUUUCAUGUGUCACUUCUUUCAAUUGCACAACUAUUUGAUUUUGCCAAAGAUCUACAAAAAGAAAUUUAUGAUGACCUUCAAGCUCUGCACACCGAUGACCCACUCACUUGGGAUUAUGUGGCACGGCGAGAAUUAGAGAUCGAGUCCCAGCCAGGUGAAGAGCAGCCUAUCUCAAAGCAAGCCAAAGCCGUGGAAGUGGGCCGAAGGGAGGAAAGGUGCUGUGCGGUGUACGAAGAGGCAGUGAAGACUCUGCCUACAGAGGCCAUGUGGAAGUGUUACAUCAACUUUUGUUUGGAAAGGUUUUCUAAGAAGACCAGUAGUGUACCCCUCAGAGGACAGAGGCUAGAAAGAACCAUGCUUGCAUUCAGGAAGGCACAUGAAUUGAAGCUCCUUUCUGAAGCCCAGUACAAGCAGUGGGUUGACUUGUUGCUGCGCCAGGACCUCUUUAAAGAAGCUUUGCAGGUGGCAGAAGCUGGGACUGACUUGUUCAAGGACUCUGCAACAAUGUGGCAGAUGAAGCUACAGGUGCUCAUUGGGUCAAAGAGCCCCGAUGUAGCUAUGCAUUUUGAAGAAGCCUUUGCACACCUCAAACCCCAGGCUUGUCUGCCCUUGUGGAUUUCUUGGGCCGAGUGGAGUGAAAGUGCUAAAAGCCAGGAGGACACUGACGCAAUCUUUAAGAGAGCUAUUUCAGCUGUCACAGGUGCCAGUUCAAUAACUCUGAAGGAGAAAUACCUGGAUUGGGCUUAUCGAAGUGGUGGCUACAAAAAGGCCAGAACAGUGUUUAAAAGUCUGCAGGAGAGCCGCCCGUUUUCAGUUGAUUUUUUCAGGAAAAUGAUACAGUUUGAAAAGGAGCAGGACCCCUGCAAGAUGGCAAACCUGCGGGAAUAUUAUGAGAGGGCACUGAGAGAGUUCGGCUCUACUGAUUCUGAUCUUUGGAUGGAUUACAUCAAAGAAGAAUUGAACCACCCCUUCGGUAGACCUGAGAACUGUGGACAGAUCUAUUGGCGAGCCAUGAAAAUGUUACAGGGACAGUCAGCGGAGUUGUUUGUAGCUAAACAUGCCAUGCAUCAGGCCGGCCACUAGCGAAGAGUACUACCAACUCGGUGAAAUUGUAUUGCAAGCCCCUGGGGUGGUUUGUAAUAUGAGUCAGUGUAUGAAUUGUUGAGACAUGGCAGACAGGGUAGCUGGUUGAUUUUGUAACAUACUUUAAUUUGGCAUUACUCUUUGGUUCCAGAAAAGAGAACUGCCACUGCCUGUUAAAUCUAAAAUACAUGGAGAUCAUAUGCUUGAGUUUCAUUUCUUGUUCCAGGACAAGCACACACUGCUCUAAUCCAGACUAGGUAUGAUGGAGCCAGUUCAAAUGCACAAGAAAGUAUAGCUUUGUGUGCUCUCUCCUUAUUGUGAGAGCCUGCAUACCCGGGAGACAGGAGGGACUAGGGCAGUGCAGAGAAGAAAGCCAUCUGUAAUCCAAUGAGGUUGAAUCUAAGUGACUUGAUUUCCUGUAUCAAGAUUGGAUUUGUAUGUAUACAUUGUACAUAUUUGUACAUUCAAGAAAUAUGGGCCUUCCUUCACCUGCAGGAAAGAAGGGAGACGUGGGUGAGGAACAGAGGAGGUGGUGCUGGGUGUGGGGGAGUUGUCCUUUAAGAAGAUUAAAGUAAUGCAGAAAAUGAUUUACCCCAAGGAUUGACAGGCCAGGAGGAGGCCCCAAAACAAAAGGGCAGGCUGGGGAGUGGAGAAUUGCCCCAGUGCCCCCGUGGGGGAGAUGGAGGGAUGGUGGGGUGGCUUGGAACAAAGGAUGGCAUUUGGGGAGCAGGGAAGGAAAUUGCUUGAAAUAAAUCCUUUCACUUAUUUUGAUCCUGGGGAUAGAACCUAAAUCUUUAUGCAUCUGAGGCAAGUGCUUUCCCAUUGAGACAGCUCCUCAGCCUUCUUUUUUAAUUUUCUGUUUUGAGCUGGUCUAAGUUCUUACUGGCCUUGAACUUUCAAUCCUCCUGCCUCUGCCUCUCAAGUAGCUGAGAUUACAGGCCUGAAUCACUAGAUCUGGCUUUAAUUUAGUGUUUUGAUAUCACUGGGAAAGUAUUCAGAACAAGAUACUUAAUAUUAAGCCUUAAUAAAUAUUACAUUAUUUCUCAUGCUAUUAAAUGAACUUAAAAAACAUUUAAUGAAUUCAUAGCAUUCCAUUGUCUUACUUUAUUAAUCCCAUGUCUAGACCUUGCCAUUUAAUAUUUGUUUUCAUUAUAAAUGCUGUUGGUGAUGGUUCUUGUCAAUCUUUGGUCGCAUCCCUGGGUGCUUCCUUAGGGUACUUAUUUGACAGCGAAGUUGCUGGAUCUAGGUAAAAGAUAGAAUACUGAUGUUUUACCAGUUUCCUCUUUCCUGCCGCAUAUGAAGGAGGCAAUACCCUUGUCUUCACUGGUAUUACAUAUUUCAUUUUUAUCAUUUAUAAUUCUCCACUUAGUACAUGAAAAUGAUGCAUUAUUGCUUAAACUACUUCUUACUAAUUUAUGUUUUAAAAAGAAAUUGAGAGUGUUAGUCUUUUGUUUGUCUUUCAUUUCUUUUUUUUUUUGUUAAAGAUUUAUUUAUUUAUUAUGUAUACAACAUUCUGCCUCCAUGUAUGCCCGCACGCCAGAAGAGGGCGCCAGAUCUCAUUACAGAUGGUUGUGAGCCACCAUGUGGUUGCUGGGAAUUGAACUCAGGACCUCUGGAAGAGCAGCCAGUGCUCUUAACCUCUGAGCCAUCUCUCCAGCCCCCUUGUCUUUCAUUUCUUACAAAUAAGUUUGUUUCCUCUUCCUUUUGUUUGGUGUUUUUGAUGCCCAGAAGAAUUUUUAUGUGAUGCCCUCCCCACCCCCAGUACUGAGAUCAGCCCAGGGCCUCACACGUGAGAGGUAAACGCUGUUAUCUACACCCUCAGCAUUAAAGACUUUAUAUUCUCUCUACUUGCCAAGGACAACUCAGGUCUCUAAAGUAGUUGACAACUUCUGUAGCACUAGGAAACAAGUCAGAUUGUUCUCUGUUUGGUUCAUUAUACAAUCAUAUACAAAGUAUAUAUUGAAUUCUUAUGUGGGUUAGAGUACAUAGUAGUUUUUAUUUUGAGCCUUUGUACUGAGGUUUGCUUGUCAUUUGUUUUUUUUUUUUUUUUCAAAAUUUGUUUAUUUUAUGUACGUUGGUGGUUUGCCUGCUUGUAUGUCUGUAUGAGGGUAUCAGAUCUUGGAGUUACAGAGAGUUGUUAGCUGUCAUGUGAGUGCUGGGAAUUGAACCCGGGUGCUCUGGAAGACUAGUCAGUAUUCUUAACCGCUGAGCCAUCUCUCCGGCUCCUGUCAUUUGCGUUUAAAAAUUUUUAUUUUAUAUGUAUGGUGUUUUGCCUACCUUUAUGUCUGUAUAUCAUUUGCAUGCUUGAUGUCUUUGGAGGCCAGAAGAAGGCGUCAGAGGUGAGGUGCUGGAAAUUGGACCUGGGAAGCGCAGCUUUCUAAGUGAUAUUCUUAUUUUAGGAAGAGGUACAUGGUGCCUGUAGGAUAGGGAACAAAGAGGUUGGUGGUAGUCUAUUUUAGGGGCAAGGGCACAAGGGUGGGGCACCUCGUCUGAUUAUGCACAUUAUGAAUAUGCAUCUAGCUAUCUAUUCACACUGGUUACCUUUUUCUUAUCUUUUUUUUUCUUUUUUCUUUUUUCUUUUUUCUUCCUUUUUGGAUAUGGGGUCUCACUGUAAUUCUGACUGGCCUGGGACUCAGUGGGACCAGGCUGGCCUCAAACUCACAGAAAUCCAACUGCCUCUGUCUCCCCACAUGAUUGAAGGUCUAUGCUGCUAUGAGGGGCCGCUCUAGUUAUAUCUUAAGUGCUUAAAUAGACGCCACAUGGUUACCCAUGUUGGACAGUACAGAUAAUAGACCUUUUGUUUUCCCUUUUGCAAGAGAUUCUGAUAGGGAGUACAGUGGCAGCAGUCAGAUUUAGUUGUGGAGAAGCACAACAGAACACACA
Messenger RNA from Chionomys nivalis (European snow vole), 4772 nucleotides. It is a transcript of the gene Utp6, whose product is annotated as UTP6 small subunit processome component. Gene Ontology annotation, cellular component: small-subunit processome; Pwp2p-containing subcomplex of 90S preribosome. Gene Ontology annotation, molecular function: snoRNA binding; protein binding. The record is from RefSeq and is a predicted model, not a curated record. The transcript has 19 exons. Bases 96 to 1889 code for a protein of 597 amino acids. Lineage: Eukaryota; Metazoa; Chordata; Mammalia; Rodentia; Cricetidae. Gene Ontology annotation, biological process: maturation of SSU-rRNA from tricistronic rRNA transcript (SSU-rRNA, 5.8S rRNA, LSU-rRNA).